AUGUUUGGCCAGGGGCGCGCGUUCCUGGAUGGGGUGCGCGUUCCUGGGCAGAGGUGCGCGCUGCUGUGCCGGGGUGGCACGCGCUGCUCUGCUAGGGCGCGUGCUGCCCUGCACGUUGGCGCGCUCUGCCCUGCACGUUGGUGUGCUCUGCACUGCAGGGGCGCGCGUUGCUCUGCAGGGGCGCGCGCUACUCUGCUGGGUGGCGAGCGCUACUCUGCUGGGGCGUGCGCUGCUCUGAAGGGUGGCGCGCGCUGUUCUGCAGGGGCGCGCGCUUCUCUGCUGGGUGACGCGCGCCACUCUGCAGGGUCGCGCGCUGCUCUAUAA
Molecule: messenger RNA, 324 nt
Organism: Closterium sp. Naga37s-1
Lineage: Eukaryota; Viridiplantae; Streptophyta; Zygnematophyceae; Desmidiales; Closteriaceae
Source: the annotation of a GenBank genome assembly